Messenger RNA from Labeo rohita (rohu), 1096 nucleotides. RefSeq lists its product as uncharacterized. The transcript has 8 exons. The record is from RefSeq and is a predicted model, not a curated record. Lineage: Eukaryota; Metazoa; Chordata; Actinopteri; Cypriniformes; Cyprinidae. Gene Ontology annotation, molecular function: transmembrane signaling receptor activity. Bases 89 to 829 code for a protein of 246 amino acids. Gene Ontology annotation, biological process: cell surface receptor signaling pathway.
CAGUUACUGUGUAUUAACCAGUUACUUCACUGCAAAUCUCUUGUAUCUUUGUCUGCUUUUAUUUUUAACAGAUUUACCCACAUCUAACAUGACUGUGACACCACAGACUGUAUUCACUGGAGAGACAGUCAAUCUGACAUGUGUGAUUGAGUCUUACAGUAACUGGAGAUAUGAGUGGUAUAAAGGCAACACAAACAGCAGUGUAAUGUUACAAACGUCUGAUCAUUACACUGUAAACAGAGACACUCUCACUAUCAGAGGAGUGAAUGAGUCUGAUCAGGAUCAGUACUGGUGUAGAGGACAGAGAGAUGAAAGACCAUCAUCAUCACAGGAGAGUAAACAAAUGUAUCUGUCUGUUCAUGUCUCAGCAGCUUCAUCGUCUUCUCUUCUGGUCACUGUUGUGGUUGUGUUAUUGAGUGUUUUCCUGUUGAUCUUCAUCUCACUGUUGCUGCUGUGGAGAUACAAGAAGAACAAAGAUCAGCAGCGUAACGUUAACCAGACAUCAGACCCAAAUCAAUCUGGAGAAUUUCAGAUGGAAAACUUUCCUCUACAGUCUGCAGAUUGUGAUCACAUUUAUGAUGCUGUGACGGAAGUGAAUAAGAGAGACAAAGAUGAUCCACAGUCAUUUUCAGAGAUCGUAUAUUCAGAGGUCACAGUUCAGAAAAAGAUAUCUGUCGAUAAAGAUGAUACCAUAGCAGAGUCAAAUGAGGUGACAUACUCAGAAGUCAGAACAAAAGUAAAGAUAUGCAAAAGCAAAGGUGCUGAUGCUGGAGUUUGUGAUGCAGUUUAUGCUGAACCUAUUAGGAAAAAAGGUCCCUUAGUGCAGUGAAGACAACAGACGACAAAAAGAGAUUCACAGCAGCAGACACAAUAACGCUUACAUUGCUUAAGAAAUGAAUUGAAGUGAACUGCUUUUGCACAUGCUUGACUAAAAAACUUUAGAGAUACUUAUGCAUAUAUGGACUAUUAUUUGUACACAUGCAAGCUAACAAAUCAAACUAUAAUAUACAGUAAAACAUUUUACAAGUGAGCACUUAUGUUAAUGAAGUGUGAGAUUUAUAUUUAAUAAAUAAACAUACAAAGUCAAACAUUUAAA